Messenger RNA from Thamnophis sirtalis, 4157 nucleotides. NCBI's taxonomy places the organism in Eukaryota, Metazoa, Chordata, Lepidosauria, Squamata, Natricidae. The record is from RefSeq and is a predicted model, not a curated record.
GUGUGAACUCUUUCCUUGUUUUCAUGUCCUACAAAGACAAACUGCAAUGCACUGAUGCUCAGAUGUAUGAAAUAUUCAGCCUUAUUCGCGAAAUGGGUGCCAUUGCCCAAGUUCAUGCAGAAAAUGGAGACAUCAUUGAUGAGGUUGAAACGGAGGCCGUGUAUCGUGCUAUCACUAUCGCAAAACAAGCCAAUUGCCCCUUGUACGUCACGAAGGUUAUGAGCAGAGGCGCUGCGGAUAUCAUAGCCCAGGCCAAGAGGAAAGGCACCAUUGUGUAUGGAGAGCCCAUUACAGCAAGCCUUGGUACUGAUGGCUCCCAUUACUGGAGUAAGAAUUGGGCAAAAGCGGCAGCCUUUGUCACAUCUCCACCUGUCAGUCCAGACCCCACAACCCCUGAUCAUCUCUCUUCACUCUUAGCCUGUGGAGAUCUCCAAGUGGUGGGCAGUGCUCACUGUACCUUCACCACAGCCCAGAAGGCAGUUGGAAAGGAUAACUUCACUCUGAUUCCAGAAGGAACAAAUGGCAUCGAAGAACGGAUGUCAGUAAUUUGGGAAAAAUGUGUGAAUGUGGAAUACAACAUAUUUGAAGGAGCCGAAUGUCGCGGUGUCCCCACAGUGGUUGUAAGUCAAGGGAAGGUUGUAUUGGAGGAUGGGAACCUCUGUGUCACCCCAGGUGUUGGUCGUUUCAUUCCUCGGAAGACAUUCCCUGAUUUUGUUUACAAAAGAAUAAAAGCCCGGAAUAGGUUGGCUGAAAUCCAUGGUGUACCUCGUGGGCUUUAUGAUGGGCCUAUUCAUGAUGUCAUAGUAACCGCUAAAGCUGUUACUCCGGCUCCUACCUCAAGGUUAGCUACUUGCUCAGGCAAAUUACAGGUUCCACCAAUCCGCAACCUUCAUCAGUCAGGCUUCAGUCUGUCUGGAUCUCAAGCAGAUGACCAUAUCGCCAGACGUACUGCGCAGAAAAUUAUCGCACCCCCAGGCGGACGCUCCAAUAUUACAUCUCUGUCAUAAUAAUUCUUGGCUGAAAAUACCUGCAUAUAACUUGAAUUAUACACUGGCCAUGCUCAGAUGCUAUUAAAAGCCUAAAUUUCCUAUCAGUAUCAGUGGAUCUUAAAAGAGCAUCUCUAUGGUUUCCAUUAGGAUAGAUGAAUUAUGCAGGUCCAUUUUACAUUCCUUUUAAAUAGCUUAUCAUCACAAAAAGAAUCUGCCUUGUCUGCACUCCCCGAGCACCUCUUUUUACUGAAAAUAUUUGGAAAACAAAUUAUUUUACACUGCCAAAUUAAAGGACUUGAAUAGGAGUUUACGACAAAGAAAUAUGAAAAUGAUUUGCCUUGUAACUCAGGAUAAAAUUUCCCAUUUUUUCUUUUCUAAGUCAAAACAAUAAAUACACCCUUUCCUAAUGUAUAGAUUUCAUUACACAUAGUAAAUGCAUUCCCAGAAUUCCCCUAAAUUUUCAUUAAUAUGCCUGCAAUUGUACAGAUUUUUAAUGAAAAACUUUCUGACAUGCUAGCUGUAGAUUAGGUUAUAUCCAAGAAAUAUCUGAAUACAUGUUUUUUUUUAAAUUUUCUACCAAUAAUUUCUGCCUUUUGUCUGGGAAUGACACUUGUACUAUUUUGAUACAAACAACUUGUUUCUAUUCCCCCCUUUUUUACUGAAAAAAACCUAGGCACACAAGGCCAAAUGCUUACCUGUCUUGUUCCUCUCUGCGCAUAAUGGUAAGCCUUAAAUUGUUUCCUUUCGCCAUGGUGAAGUGUUACAUCUGAUUACCUAAAGAAGUAGAGUACAUGAUUUUUUUCAGAAUGACAUGUCAGGGACCACAGUCCCCCAAAAUUGUGAUGCUGUGGCAAACUCUAUAACUGAUUUAAUUUCAUUUGCACUUACAUUUAAUUGAUUAUAAUUGCAGGCAUUAUGAUUGCUGGUAACUUUGAUAAAUUCUCCGAUAACUGCCCUAAAACACAUUUGUGGAGUGUUGUUUCAAUGGAAGCCAUAGACAUUUUCUGGGGAAGGAGGCAAGUGGUGAAACAUGCAUCCAAUGUUGCAGUACAAUUGCAAAAGUGCAGACUUUGUGUUGUGACGUCAUGCUGCACACAUUGUCAUUGCCAUUGCAUGUGGGUGUGGAAACUACGUGUAGGCUGAACGUCCGACCUAGAUCAUGGCUAAUGAUUGACGUCAAAUUGAGGAUAGCAUAAUUGGAAAUAGAUUUCCAAGCUUAGUUCAAAAUUUACUAUAAGCAGGUAAUAAUUUAAUCCCAAAUAAACCAUGAACAAACCAAUAAAUGAACAAUUCUUCCCCUCCUCCCACUCUUGCUUAUAAUGUGACAGGUGGAUUUCAUUCAGUUACGUCUCUACUUUCGACUUGGGUGUGCUUAGGACAGCUACGGUUUUGUUAUAUCUUUGGAAUCUUCAUCAUGAUUAAAACAAUGAACUAUGGCUGGAACUAGCCGUGGUUAGAUGUAAGGUCUCAAAAUCAUUCCCAAUAUUUUUUUGAUCCUGCCAGAUGAUGAAGAGCUACUUCACCAAAUAGAUUGUAUCAAAAUUAUUGCCCUAAAGUUGAUCGUUGCAACUGACCAGUAAGCGUUUAUCAAGCCAGGGGGGGCUUAUGAUUUAGUAUAUCUAUAACAGUAGGAGAUUCUUGAACAUAUUGUUAGGAAACAUUGUCACUCAGUAUUGUGACAGCAUGGAUAUAUUAAAUACAAGUGUGCUCUGAAUAUUGAUGGAAGUAGGUGUCAUAGUGUCACUUUAGAGCUGGUAUACAAAUGCAUCUAGUCUUUAAAGAUAGCAGAAUUUUUUUAACAGAAUUGUGGAGGUGCCAGUGUGUUUUUAGUCUUUGGUUAGUCUUGAAUUUUUAAAGCAAAUUAUUUAUAUACCUUGUUUUGCCAAGUAUCAAGUGUAGACCUUAUAAACAAAUAAAAAAAACCGUGUUUAUGGAGGUCAGCCGCAUACAGUUAACUUUUUAUAAGACGUAAAGACAGGUUUAUUAUAUUUAAAACACUAUAGCAAAUAUGAUCUUAUAUAUUCCAUAUUAUCCCAUAAAAUGAUGGCCGUGACUCAUUUUGCCUCUGUUAUUUACAUUCAAUAAAAUUCUUGAAAAUUAGCAAAAUUUCAAAGUCAAUUCUUGUUCUCUGUUUUAACAUGUGUGACACCAAUUUGAUGGUUACUGUUUACAAAGACUUUGGCUAUGCUGUAUUUUAGUCUCUGAAAUGUAUUUAAGACAAAAAAGCAGUGGACUAAGCAACCAUUACCUCUGAGGCACCCCGUAUCCAUUCUGCCUUUGCCCCCAAAACACAAUAUUAGACAGUGAACGCAAUGAAAGAGAAACGCCUGUGAGGGGUCAUUAGAAUAAAUCUGAUGGGCGUUAUAGGCCAAUGGCAGCCCCAAAGCUUUCCUCUUCCGCCUGCCCAGUGCUUGCAAGCCUGAAUAAAAAGAGAGGCAAGGCUAUUUUGGUGCUUUUUAUUCCCGAUGGGCCUCCAUUCACAGAACGUGGCCCAUGUGGCAAGGGAUGGCAUUGUAAAAAGUAUCAUCGAUUUUAUUACGGUCACACACCAGCAAAUAAAAAAGCAUUAAAACAAUAAUAGUAAAAGAUAAAAACGAAAGACAGCAAUAUAUUGCAAUUGGUGGUGGGUUAACAGGGCAGUUAAAGUUUGCCUAAUUUUACAUACAGCACAGCAGAAUUUGGCCACAUUCGGAGAAACUACAGGUCCUUCUUGUCUUAAUAACAGCACUGAAAGCAGAGACUUCUGCACUAGGUUCUUGGUCUACAAAUAGCUAUGAGAAGAAGGGAACAAAGGUAAAAUGAGAAGAAAAUGCAACAUUUUCUCAGACUUCUAUCGCUGCACAUGAAUAAUUUAGCUGUGCAAGGUUGAAGGCUGGAGGAUUCGGAUCAGGCCUUCUGAUUGGCUUGGGGAGGGAUUUACUUCAGCUCUAUUGGCCCAUGAGAAAUGCGGUACAUUUCUGCUCUUUAUAAAGAGAAAUCGAUUAAUAUAAGUUUGGGAAUCCUAGUUCUAUUCCUGUCUCCUUUUCUCAAUGGGAGUUUAUAGGUCAUUCUCUCAAAUGGAUUUUCUUCCAUCUAAUGGCGAGAGAUGCUAUACUCCAGCAAAAUAGCAGAAUACCGAUGUUAAGCCUUUUAUUGAUUUAAGGGUACAUUAAAUAUGUAUGUAAUUGA